AUGCUGGGACUGAGAGCCAGAGCCUCUAACCCAAUCUCGGCCAUCUCCUCCCCCCUGAUCGCGCGCUCCACUUUUCACGACUCCACGGCCGCCUCACUGUCGCCGCCCAGCUGCAACUUCUGGACGACUUGGACGCUCAUUCGGGCGCAAUUAUUCACCACCUACGGAUCCAGUUGCACUUGCAGCAAUUAUUCAUUGCCGCCAGUCACCAACGCUACGCCGUCUUCUCCUCGGUCCAAACCGAAGAACACCACCACCUCUUCCACCACCACCACCGUUGCAUCCACACGGGCAUCCACAUCCGCAAACACCUCGGCCUUCGAGGCUGCUGCCAAUCACGCUCCUCGUCCGCUUCUCCCACUGCCAUUCACCAUUGGCCGCUUUGCCCACGCUUGCAUUGAAAUCAGCACCACCACUACCACCACCGUUCAAGCGAAAGCCAAAGCUGCAGUCCGAGCCACUCCCUGCACGUCGUCGCCUUCGCAUUUCUUUGUCCGGGUCUCCACAUAUCUAGCUGCAAACCUAAUCGUUUUGCACCUGCGACUGCUGCUGCACCUGCGCGACUCUUCCUUUGGACGUCUUUUCCCCAAUUCCAUCCCGUCAACUUCCCCUCUAACCCGGCGACCAAUUCAAUCACUUCGUCCGCCGUCGACAUCACAGUUGACGUUUCUGCCGCCGCCGCUUAAAGAGGCCCUGGCGACCUCCACGAGCCUGGCCCAGGCGCUGCUGCAAACUCCUCGACAACCAAAAGACCCGUUCUCCACCGUACCCCGUAAGGCCGUCGUCCUCACGGCGGCCUUCCAGCCCACAUAUCCCGGCGCUUCGCCUGACCUGCAAACUCCAGUAGCCGCCGCCGCCGCCCUACCCCAAGCUCGCAGUCCAUCCUUGCUACGCCAAUACGACCCCAAAGAGUACUUUUUGCAGUCUCCCUUCCGCAAUCGUGCCGCCGCUUCUGCUCCCCAUCGACUUCCUCACCUUUCGCCUGCUCGUCUGUGGAACCCAACCAACUCUACACCAAGACUUCCCGAAAAGCCUGUCCGCAAACGACGCCCCUCGACACCGCCUCCUCCUGCCGUCCCUCUAUCGCAUCCGACUCUCGAUCGGUUAUCUGUCGACCCUGCCGACCCCCUCGGCAUCGGCGCUGGCGACUACCCGCUGCUAACUCUUCCGGAACAGCGCCAGACGCGACAUCCGACAUCGAAUCGAAACAGCCUCCAAUUUGAUCGGAGUGGGAGUGGUGCCGAGCAUCGCAUCAAUCUUCCAACAUCACUGCGCCAUUCAUACGACGGACGAAGGUCCGCUGAUCCUUCGCCAACAUUUUUGGAUCCUGACGCCAGCUCCGCCAACGAGGAAGAAGAAACACCCGCAGAGCCUCCUCCCGAACCCCGAGUAACUGGUCUGAGGAAACGCGGACAGAGUGUUUCCGACCCAGUCAUACGAGACUUCGCAAUAACCCUCAACGACAAGGGAAAAGGGAAGGCAGCCAUGGAGCAAGGCACUGAAAAUCAGGGGCGAGGGUCUUCGAAGGACUUGGAACGCGGGCCAGACGUGCUCCCGCGCCACUCGAAUGUGUCGGCCGGCGAUGCUAUCGGUAUUGGGUCGGCCAUAUCAUCUUCCAACUCGUCGAUUAUGGGAGAGGAACUGCCGCCAGAUAUGGGCGAGGAAUGGGGACCGCAACACCCGUGCUUUCCCCAUAUGAACCCUCAUGUUCCCCUGGACUCGCCAGAGUACCACAAUACUCGAAUCAUUCGCAUACGUCGAGAUUGGUUGAUCGAGGGAGAUUUGGCUCCGACGUUUUCCAACUUGUACCCUGAAAUUUUGGAUCCAGCCGGUUUGUCCGAACAAGAAUUCCGGAGGAUCAUCGACAAGCUCAACGGCGAACUCAUUCCAAUAUUCAGCCCGUACAGCUGGAGGAACGUGGUCGAUGGCGUGCUGGGCCUCGUGACGGGUUGGCUAUGGGAUGACUUGGGUUUUACUGGCGUCAAGGCUCGGUUGAAGCGCCUGGAACGUUGGAUUGACCAGUGGAACAACGAAAUGGAAAAGACGAUCGGCAAUGAGGACAGCUCAAUGGCUCCGCGAAUCAUCUCGCUGAGAAAGACGGGCUACAUGACACUGGACAUACAGAUCCCAGAUCCGGAAAUCGCACCUGCUCCUAGCACACCUGGCGGUUCUAGAUCUGGAAGUAUACCAAUGGAGCCGCCAACCGCCAUAAUGGCACAAUAA
This is a messenger RNA of Colletotrichum orchidophilum, 2223 nucleotides long. RefSeq lists its product as uncharacterized. Gene Ontology annotation, cellular component: extrinsic component of endoplasmic reticulum membrane; endoplasmic reticulum palmitoyltransferase complex. Gene Ontology annotation, biological process: protein targeting to membrane; peptidyl-L-cysteine S-palmitoylation. The record is from RefSeq and is a predicted model, not a curated record. Bases 1 to 2223 code for a protein of 740 amino acids. Lineage: Eukaryota; Fungi; Ascomycota; Sordariomycetes; Glomerellales; Glomerellaceae. The transcript is spliced from 3 exons.